This is a messenger RNA of Mycetomoellerius zeteki, 1499 nucleotides long. Its product is annotated as UPF0692 protein CG33108. The record is from RefSeq and is a predicted model, not a curated record. Lineage: Eukaryota; Metazoa; Arthropoda; Insecta; Hymenoptera; Formicidae. Bases 390 to 1139 code for a protein of 249 amino acids. The transcript has 4 exons.
AAGACUCUGUGGCCGUAGUCGUUCGUAGACUACUUGCGACUACUCGUCGAUCAUCGUCGACGCCAGUCGACGACGGACGUCUGCGAGUAGGGCUUAACGCCACACUCGUGUUCGAAAGGGUCUUCGUCGGCGGCUCUAUCAUGGGACUUUGAAAAGCCAUAAUUGCAAAGCCUCGAGUUGACGUGUCUCGGUUAAAGCAUUGGAAAUUCCAAGGGACUUUCUAGAAUGAACAAAAAAUAUUCCUUUUGAAUGUUGUCAAAGUCAUUGUGAGCAAUGAUACAAACAAGACUUCUUGCAUUCUGUGGGUGACAUUUCUUAGCUGUUAAAACAUUUAUAUAUCUUUUUAUAUCAAAUUCAACGAUUAUUUAUUUGCAUUUUGGCAUUGAGAAAUGCCAGCACCAUCCCCGACCCUCUCUAGCUUGCCAGAAAUACCUAUGUGUGAGAAAACGGAAGUCAAUGAUACCGAUUCUCUGCCCCCUUGGGCCAAAAUCACACUUACAUCUGCAGAAGCUGAAAUCGAAAAGCUGAUCUCACGAAAUGAGUUGAAAGACGCAGAGGUAACUUACUUCUGUCAAGUAGAACCAAUUCUUCAAGAUGGACCACAGUGUGGUUUAGUGGCGCUUUCCAUGGCAUCGCAAGAAUACACAAAACCAGUUUCUGUGAAUCAACUUCUCGCUGAAGCUCGUGUUCGGGGGUUUACACAGCAUGGAGAAGUAUACAGUGUCGAUUUCAUGGGGACAUUGGCUGCGGAAUAUUUACCUGAUCACAAACCAGAUAUUUUAGUAGAUUUACAACAGUGUCCAGACACAUUAACUCAUGCUUUAGCACAUGGAGCAAUGGUGUUGAUACCAUAUGAUUCUGACUUCAACCACGCUCCAUGUUUAAAAAAAGGUCAUAAAGCGCAUUGGGCAUUGCUUGUAGGUCUAAUCUCUUCCAGACAAGGAUAUCACGUUCUGGCACGUCACGGUAAAUCGCGUCACUUGGCUUGUUGGCCCUUACGCGAUUUGAUUGAAAGUAAUGGCAACUUAGAGGAAGAGGGUACAGCGAGACAUGCGGGAGGAUAUGUUAUACCAAAGGGAGGUGUUGGAGGUCAAAAAGGUUUACGCGGCAGAGCAUUGGCAUUACAUCCGUACAUAUAGAGUUAUAUCGAAGAAAAUGAUAGGUAAUUGAUUUCAUGCUAAAAAAAAAAAAGAAAAUUUGCCGAUACUCUAUAUCCAUUUGUGCUAAAUAUUUGAAACAUAACAUUUGCAUACAAUACACACGGCUUCCAUAAGGAUCACUAAUAAUUAUGUAUAAUAUGCGAUGCUUUAAAUUUAAAUUUAUGUAAAAUAUUUUAUGUAAUGUUAGUCAUGAUAUCUACCAAAAAGCGUUCGGUAUUGGAGAUGCAAUUCUAAGUGGCAUUUUCGUUUUAUUGAAAUUAUGCGAUGUAAAUAAGAAUUCCGGCAGGCCGAAAUAUGUGCACGUAAAAUAUAAAUGCAGACAAUUGUCUCUUGAUAGUA